AUGAGAGGUCUUGGCAUUGCCUUAUUAACACUACCCAAUGUUCUACUAUUGGAUGAACCAACAACUGGGGUCGACCCAAAAGCAAGCCGUCUCAUUUGGGAUAUCCUAUCAAAAAUUAGAGAAAGUAAUACUGCUUUGGUGCUCACGUCACAUAGCAUGGAGGAAUGCGAUGCGCUUUGUACACAAAUUGCAAUUAUGACAAGUGGUGAAUUCCGAUGUCUUGGCAGCGCGCAGCAUAUUAAAUCAAAAUACGGUAGCGGAUAUAGUUUGGCAAUACGAUUGUGCACAAUUAAUCAGAUUGAACCUACAAAAGAGCUGAUAAGAAAAACGUUCCCUAAUGCUCGACUAAUGAAUGAACAUGUAUUACAUCUGAAUUAUGAAUUAGCAGUGCAGAAAGGACAAACAUGGUCAGUGCUUUUCGAAAAGCUCGGGAAAUUGGCAGAAUCGGUUGAUGCAGCAGACUAUUCGAUCAGUCAGACAACUCUUGAUCAGGUAGUUAUCGUAUAUGAAAGUUUGAAAUUAGAUUUUCAAGUAAAGUAA
This is a messenger RNA of Loa loa (African eye worm), 540 nucleotides long. RefSeq lists its product as hypothetical. Lineage: Eukaryota; Metazoa; Nematoda; Chromadorea; Rhabditida; Onchocercidae. The record is from RefSeq and is a predicted model, not a curated record. The transcript has 5 exons. Bases 1 to 540 code for a protein of 179 amino acids. Gene Ontology annotation, cellular component: intracellular membrane-bounded organelle; membrane. Gene Ontology annotation, molecular function: lipid carrier activity; ATP hydrolysis activity; ATP binding. Gene Ontology annotation, biological process: transmembrane transport; lipid transport.